UGGGUCGACCUCGAGGCGCGAUGCCUCAGGCGUACUUCAUCACGCAACUAUCACGAGCCUCUCUGUCGUUAUAUACGACUUUCAGUUUUUCUUCUGAUUUGGGAAAGAAUCAAACUUUUGAAUGUGAAGUUGCUUCUUUCGUCUCAAGAUCUCUCUUUAUCUCUCUAUCUGUUUGAUUGAGGGUUUUUGUUGGAUGGCACUUUGUGGUGUUUGUUCGACUCCAAAUCUGCCGAAUUUACAAGUGUUUCGUUCUGUUAGGAACUCGAGCAUUGGUUAUAAACGAAACCAUAGUCUAUGGCAGCUCAGAAGUUCAUCAUUUCGUGCUAAAUCUGUGAUAUUUCAUUGUUCAUCGUCCUUAAGACAGUCACCAUCUAAUGUGGAGGAGAUAGAUGAUAAUCCUUCGGUAUCAUUAGAGGAUGAAUCAGCACAUGUGAUGCAGUUCAAGUGGUCUGAUUUUAGGAUUCUUGAUCGUGUUAGCAUUGGUCAUGGCGGCAGGGCUGAUGAGCUUGUGUUUGAAGCUAUAGUUCAGGUUCCAGAUAGCCCUUUGUUUAACCAAGGAGUUGUUCUUCGGAAAUUGAAUACCACUCGAGCUCAAAGACGAGGAAGAAGAGCUAUAGAAGUUUUUAAGAAGCUAGUUCGUCGGAGACUUCUCUACCAUUCUUACUCAAUGCAAGUUCACGGUUAUAUCACCAAUAACUUAAGCGAUGAUCAGUACUCAUUUACCCUUGUACAUGGGUGCCAUGGAAGUUUCUCGAUUAGGCACUGGCUUCAACAAUCUGAUUGGAUUCCAACAUUAGAAGCUACUCUUGCAUUAGAUGAAGAAUCCUUUCGAAGGGUGGGUGAUGAUACUACUGGAGGGCCUGCAGUUUCAAGGCAGUUAAGACUAAUCCGUACACUAAUGAGGGAUAUUUUGAUCGGAGUCAAUUACUUGCACAGCCAUGGUCUGGCUCACACAGAACUGAGAUUGGAAAAUGUGCAUAUUAGCCCUGUGGAUAGACAUAUCAAAGUAGGGAUUCUCGGAAAUGCUGCUGACUUUAACGGGGAUGUUCCAAGUACUAGCAACGCUUACAGUACCAUGGACAGACGACAAAUGAUGAUAGCAUUUGACAUGAGAUGUGUUGGAUUCAUGAUGGCAAAAAUGGUACUUCAAGAAUUGAUGGAUCCAUUAAUCUUUGCGAAAUUGAAGUCUUUCCUGGCAAAGGGGAAUGAUCCUUCCUCGCUGCGGGAGUUUUUUGUGACGACGCUCAAUACAAACUCUGAAUCUGGAAAUACCGGAGUGCAAAUACUUGAUAGAAACUGGGGAGCAGGUUGGCACCUUUUAUCUUUGUUAAUUGCUACCAGACCUUCUGAAAGAAUAAGUUGCUUGGAUGCUCUUAAGCAUCCCUUUCUAUGUGGACCAAGAUGGCGUGUUGCCCCAUCAAUGGAUAUCAUCAGAUGGGGUCUUGGAUCAACCGCAGUAAAGAUUUCAGAAGAAUACAUUUACCGCAUGCCUCAGCGCCAAAGACUUGCCCACUUCAUUGGACUGAUGGAGAUGCUAAAUCCUUAUCCAAAGCCAAACGUAUGAAUUACCACCUCUCAUGAUUCUUGAGCUUUGAUAUAUGUAUUGCUUAUUCUAGUGUGUUAUGUGUGAAAACAAAAUUGUUUUAAUCUCUUGUUUAACACAGUGUUGGUUGGAGCUUUUACCGGGAAGAUGGCGUCUUUUAUACUCAACUGGAAAGCACAUAGGUCUAACUCUGCGUCAGCCUUCCACACGUGCCUUAAUAGGCAACGUUCACUUAACGAUAACUCGAGCUUCAGAAUCCAUAAACAACACUUCACUUUCCUUUACCUCUGAUAUACGCUUCACUGCCAUAACCAGCAAAGACUGGCCACACAACAAAAUCGGAGCUGCUGGGAAAUUACAAACGCUCUCUCAAUUCAGACUAAUAGCUGGAAAAAGACUUUACCUCAAAGAAGAGAAAAAGAACAUUGGUAAGUUCUCAAUGGGUGAACCAGAUGCUGAAGAAGGUUUAGCCGAGAAGCUUGAAACCGAGAAAUGGAAAAAAGUCGUGCCCUUCAAGGAGUUUCCGUCGAGUCUUCCUGUAGCAAAACUCGUCUCUGGAGAAAUCGAAGUGACGAUGAACAUGAAUGAUCAUAUAGAUUCACCUGGGAGUGUGAUUGGAGAAGUUAGAAAGCAAAUUCCGCCGGAAAUGUUCGAUCUUUCUAAGCUUGUGUGUGGGACUUAUAUAGACAGUAGGUUACUUGUACUUAGGUGUGUAAAUGGUUCAGCAUUGUUGUUCACAAGGUCCAGCUUGGACCAUAAGUCUAUGUAGCCAUUUGGCUCAGGUUCUUAUGUAUAUAACAAAUGAAUCAUUCUUUUUGGGACUAAACCGUUGUAGUCUCUGUGUAUGUUGUGGUAAUGUAUGCUUUUGGCUUUUAGGUUGUAAUAAGAGCUUUUUAGUAAAAGCUUUAUACUAUGGUAUUCUUUUCAUGAUUAUAAUAGAAACACAAUGAUUUGCAAUACAUCUGUCUAAAGUUUGUUCUGCAUAUGUAAAUCAAAUUCGUAAUUCC
Messenger RNA from Arabidopsis thaliana (thale cress), 2550 nucleotides. RefSeq names its product OBP3-responsive protein 1 (gene ORG1). The coding region runs from base 194 to 1564 and encodes 456 amino acids. The record is from RefSeq and is marked reviewed. Gene Ontology annotation, cellular component: chloroplast. Gene Ontology annotation, molecular function: ATP binding. NCBI's taxonomy places the organism in Eukaryota, Viridiplantae, Streptophyta, Magnoliopsida, Brassicales, Brassicaceae. The transcript is spliced from 13 exons.